Molecule: messenger RNA, 1065 nt
Organism: Cyclospora cayetanensis
Lineage: Eukaryota; Apicomplexa; Conoidasida; Eucoccidiorida; Eimeriidae
Product: Holliday junction resolvase MOC1, chloroplastic-like
Exons: 2
Coding region: 1-1065 (354 amino acids)
Source: RefSeq, a predicted model, not a curated record
AUGCUGUGGACGCCUCUUCCUGGGAGGCCUCGUUGCCCGUCCUGCGGGGGCAGCUGGGGGGGCCUCGCUCUGUCCUCUGAUGGUCAGCUGGCGCGAUUGCUUCCCCCUGUUACGGUUGUCAGGCAGCAGCAAAUCCACGACCUCGAACACAAGCCAGCCUCUUCUGACGUGUCGGACACCAUCGCAAACCAAAGCCACUUGCGAAAGAUUCCUGGAGCACCGUCUCCACUGCCCGUAGCCAUUGUAUCGACAGCGGCGGGAUUGGCAGCAGCAGCAGCAGCGGCUUCUGCAGGCAAGCACAUGAACAGAAUAUGCGAAUGCACUGUAGGACCCUAUGCCAAAGCGGAGGGGUCCAGCACUCUCGCUGCCCCUCCUCCGCCUCCGCCUGGUUCCACCGCACCCGUUGCUGGAAUGGGGACGUCGGCUGCUGAUUCAAGGAAGACUCCUACAUGGAGAGAUAGCAUAUUUACGGCAGCGCUGGCAGCAGCAGACGCCAUAGAAGCAAAGCCCGCCAAAGGAAGCCCCACUUCGGUACACGUCGCGAAAGCAGCAGCAGCAGCUGCUGCUGGGGUGGCUGCAGGCUCGGCUGGCGCUGCCAGCGGCAGCAAGCACAACAAGCACAGUACUUCUGCCGAGGAAAAUGCUAUUGCGCUGCUGUCUCUGAGCACCUCGGCAGCGACUGUAGCGUUGCUUGAUAAGGACACUGCAGCGUUGUUGGCGCAUGUCGCGUCUUCGCUGUCUCCGGCUGUUCUCAGUUCUGCUGCCGUCCUGCCACUGAUACGCCUCCUAGGGCACGUAAGGGACUUGUGGAUCCAGGAUAUUACCCGCGCAGGGGCCUUUAGAGGGGGAGGCCCUUCGCCCGGGGCGCCUUCCCAGGGGCCCCCCUGGGAUCCGCCAGUCAAUGUAACUGCUGCUGGAAUUACUUCGGGAAGUCUUCGAAUCCCCAGAGAUAGCCUGGGACCGCUGCGCUGCAUGCUACGGCCCCUAGUCUCCCGGCGUGCGCGGCAGCUUAUGGCGGCCCUGGUGCAGACUGAUCGGUACAUCGGCGCUGCACGAAAUCCUUAA